Messenger RNA from Arthroderma uncinatum, 2871 nucleotides. RefSeq names its product cleavage and polyadenylation specificity factor subunit 2. The transcript has 2 exons. NCBI's taxonomy places the organism in Eukaryota, Fungi, Ascomycota, Eurotiomycetes, Onygenales, Arthrodermataceae. The record is from RefSeq and is a predicted model, not a curated record. Gene Ontology annotation, biological process: mRNA 3'-end processing by stem-loop binding and cleavage. Gene Ontology annotation, cellular component: mRNA cleavage and polyadenylation specificity factor complex. The coding region runs from base 1 to 2871 and encodes 956 amino acids. Gene Ontology annotation, molecular function: RNA binding.
AUGUUUACCUUCACGCCUUUGCUUGGGGCGCAAUCCUCGAGCUCCAAAGCUUCUCAGUCCAUUCUUGAACUAGACGGUGGUGUGAAGAUAUUAGUCGACGUUGGAUGGGAUGAGACGUUUGACACAUCUGCGCUCAAGGAGCUGGAGAGCACUUCCGUUACAGCAUCUGAAUCAAGCUCUGGCCUUGCGAUCCCUUCGUCAAGUGCUACUUCCCAAGACCAUCCGGAACACGAAAAUACUGGAUCAUGCCGCAUUCUCCUACCAUCUCCCUCGAACGAAGACAUCGCACGAUACUUUUCCCUCAUACAUCCUUUAAAAUACUCCCAACCUCUUCAGCCAUUGCCGUCUCCCUUCUCUCCGCCACUAAAUGGCCUUACUAUAACCGCCUACAAUGCUGGCCACACUGUGGGUGGAACGAUAUGGCACAUUCAACAUGGAAUGGAAUCAAUCGUCUACGCCGUCGACUGGAGUCAAGCAAGAGAAAACGUCAUCGCCGGUGCGGCCUGGUUUGGAAGUUCUGGCGGAAGCGGGACAGAAGUUAUUGAACAGCUUCGGAAACCAACAGCGCUUAUCUGCAGUGCGAGUGGAGGAGACAAACUCACUCUUGCUGGAGGAAGGAAGAAACGAGACGGACUACUUCUUGACAUGAUUCGGAGUUGUGUUGCGAAAGGAGGCACUGUGCUUCUGCCUACUGAUAGUAGUGCACGAGUUCUGGAAAUUGCAUAUGUGCUAGAACAUGCAUGGCGAGAGGCCUCUGAUACCGGGAAUUCAGACGAGCCCCUUAAGAAUACACCUCUAUAUUUGGCCGGGAAAAAGGCGCAUGGCACCAUGAGACUGGCACGAAGUAUGCUGGAAUGGAUGGACGAGAACAUUGUCAGGGAGUUUGAGGGUGGUGACGGUGUCGAAGUUGGUGCCACUGGUAAAGCGGGAGGAACCGCAAAUCAACAGUCAAAAAAUACACAGAGUCAGAAAUCUGCAGCUGGCCAGAAAAGCCUUGGGCCGUUUACGUUUAAACAUCUGAAUCUCGUGGAGCAUAAAGCUAAGCUUGACAGCAUUCUUGAAUCCAAGGGGCCCAAAGUAAUUCUUUCGCCUGAUACUUCGCUAGAAUGGGGCCUUUCGAAGCAUGUCCUUAAGCACAUUGCUGAAAGUUCUGAUAAUUUAAUCAUCAUGACGGAGCCGCUAAAUUUCUCUACUGAAGAGCAAGGUGGUUCUAGCAACAGCUAUGGAAAUAUCCUAGGCUGUAAGAUUUGGAAACUCUACGAGGAACGAAAAGACGGCGUUGCUCUUGAAAAAUCCGCAAGUGGAGAGCUCCUGGAGCAGGUUCACAGCGGCGGAAAGGCGUUAACUCUCACCGAAGUGCAGAGGUCGUCGCUAGACUCUGACGAGCUUCUCAUUUACCAGCAAUACUUAGCAACACAGAAUCAGCUGCAAAACACUGCCCAAGUCAGGGGUAAUACCACGUUAGAGAAUGCCGCCGACGCUAUGGACGAUGCCUCCAGCUCAUCUGAAUCCGAAGAUUCCGAAUCCGAGCAACAAGGGAAAGUACUUAACUUUUCCGUCUCACUUCCCCAUUCCAACAAGCGCAAAAUGGGCCUCAGCGAUGCCGACCUAGGUGUGAAUAUUCUUCUACGCAAAAGAGGAGUGCAUGAUUAUGAUGUCCGUGGGAAGAAGGGCCGGGAAAGAAUGUUCCCCUAUGUGGCAUCUAAGAAAAGAGGCGACCAAUAUGGAGAGUUCAUCCGACCAGAGGAAUAUCUAAGGGCAGAAGAGCGCGAAGAAGCGCAAGUCCAAGACCCGCGUGGGCCUUCCGGGAAUAUCCAAUCGACACCUGGCCAAAAGCGACGCUGGGACAAGGCUGGCUCUGGCGGGAACCAGGGGUCCAACAAACGACGCCAGCUAUCGCAACCUUCCGACGACAACAUACCUAGCAAUGAGCUAUCUCCACCUAAUGGACUCGUCAACAGCGAUGCUGAGAAUGCCGAAGCCUCAGAGGAAGAUGCCGAAAGCCAGACUCUUACUGAGGGACCCUCAAAGGCAACCAUUGUACACUCUUCGCUCGCAUUGAAUGCACGACUAGCAUUUGUGGAUUUCGCCGGUUUGCAUGAUAAACGAAGUUUGGAGAUGUUAAUUCCCCUUAUCCAGCCCCGCAACUUGAUUUUGAUAAGGGGAACAAAGGAAGAAACCCUGGCACUUGCCGCGGAGUGCAGGAACCUACUUUCUGCUACACGGGGAGCCAGCACUACGUCGACGACGAAACGUGGCGUCGAUGUAUUCACCCCUUCAAUAGGAGACACGGUCGAUGCUAGUGUUGACACGAAUGCUUGGAUGGUUAGACUAAGCCGGCCAUUAGUUCGACGAUUAAUGUGGCAGAAUGUCAGUAACCUAGGCGUUGUUGCACUCGUGGGAAACCUACAGUCGUCGCAAGCCAUAUCAUUACAAGAAGAGGUGCUAGAACAGUCUAAAAACAAGGGCAAAGGAGAAGCAUGGAAGGCAACUGGGCCUGUGGAGAGUCAAGCUAAUCAGUCUCUUAUCAAAAAUGAAAAGAUUCCAGUCCUCGACAUACUACCUGCUAGCCUUGUUGCAGCGACGAGAUCAGUGACAAAGCCGCUGCAUGUUGGCGACCUCCGGCUAUCUGAUCUUCGCAAACUUAUGCAGUCCUCUGGGCAUUCCGCAGAGUUCAGGGGUGAAGGCACAUUGCUUGUUGAUGGCUUUAUUGCCGUGAGGAAAGCGGGUGCUGGCAAGAUAGAAGUUGAAGGCGCAGCCCGACCAUCACCGAACAACCCAACCACUAUGAGACACGGCACCGGAAGCUUCCUCGCGGUGAAGCAAAAGAUAUAUGAGAGCCUCGCCGUUGUUUCUGGGCAUAGCAGUUGA